Molecule: messenger RNA, 1395 nt
Organism: Clonostachys solani
Lineage: Eukaryota; Fungi; Ascomycota; Sordariomycetes; Hypocreales; Bionectriaceae
Source: the annotation of a GenBank genome assembly
AUGCCACUCGACGCUAUCGACAAAACCCCGCCGGAUGAACUUACUUACCUCGCUCUCGAAGAUUUGCUGAAGAGCUUGGGCAGCAAGGACAUAUCAAGAAGGGAUCUCAACUUGAGAAUUAAAUACCGCCAAGACCCAUAUACCAAGGCUCUUAUCACACAGUACGGUCUUAAAUGGGUUGCAUCAGGGGCCCGCCGGUUGCUGCUUGCAGACGUAUUCAAGCAUAAGGUAAUUGCGGAAGAUAAGUUCUCGAAGACAAUCUACUUCACCGAUCUCGAGUCAGAAUCGGAAGAAGGCCAAGCCAGCGGUUCUGCUGGCGGUAAAGCGGCCAGGAAUCGGCCACAAUCAGGGUGGCCUGGAACCCUGCAGGGUGAAUUUGCAAGUGACCAUGUGAAAGCGCAGGGCAUCAUUUCCAAGAUGUGGCAGGCGAUAAGAAAGGAGGCGAGAGUGCUGAUGCAGGACACUAUGGCCAGGUUCGAGGAACAUACAAAAAGCAUGGAGCCAAUCAGGCUCAGGAAAGACGUCCUUGAUGCUCGAGAGAAAAAACAGUUGACCAGCUCCCAAAGGGAUGCUCUAGCUUCCAAGAGAGAGGUUGUGCUGGCUGCGGGGGAUGCACUCAUAAAACAGGCUCAGCAAGACUACCACGAGCUGAGCCUCGCUGCCGGAAGGGCGAUGGAGCAGGCCGUAUCCGAGCGGGGAAUCAUCUUGGGGACUCUCGGUGUCCGAAUCUCACCACCGAACGUCCCCACCAACGCCGCGGGCCCCCAUGAAGAUGAGGUGGUAAAUAUACGCGCUGACGCUUCAGAGCUGCUUUCCUUACGUACAGAGGACGUGGAGAACGACGUCGGCGGCUCCCACAAAGAAGUAGAGGGCGCUCAAGAGGACGAGGGGUCAAAUGUCCAGCCCUCUGAAAGCACAGCGGGCGUCAAAGGCAAACACAAGAAGGAAGAGCCUCACGAGAAGAAGAUACAGAUGCCCGAGCAGAAGCAGGAUGUUGAGGAGGGAGGGAUACCGCUGAGGAGACAGGGAGAGUCGCGGUGGGGGACACAGGGAGCGUCGUCGGUAGGAAGACAAGUAGAGUCGUCGACGAGAAGACAGGGAGAGUCGCCUUGGGGAAGACAGGGAGAGCCGUCAGCGAGAGGAAAGGUAACGCUGAUGCCGAGAGCGGAGUGGAGGCCUAUGUUGGAAGAAAUAGAUACGGGUUAUCAGGCGGGACGGGAAGGCGCCCCUCCUAAGAGAUAUGCGUCUUUGUACAGAAAGAAAGCGCAAGUGGUCCCCGAGGAGGAGCAGAAACUUGACUCUGCCAACGGGUCGCAGAAUGGAACAGGUUCCCACACGAAGAAGAAUGAGAAAGGCCCCCGGACGAAGAAGAAGUGGUCUCCUUUGGAGAUCUAG